AAGGUAAAUAAAGGAAAAUCUGAGAAAAAAAUGAAAGUAAAGUAAAACCCUAAGAAAGUUUAACAGAACAAAAGAGGGAUUGAAGGAGCACCCCCGUGGGACAAGCAGGGAGACUCUCAGAGACAGUUCAGCUAUGGAUAAUAAUGAACUGCGAGACUCCAUUCAGAACUUCAGCCUGGACCACUGCGCUCUGGGGAACCAGGGCUACAAUCGGGUCCUACUGCAGCUGUUUGGGCUCACAGGGCACGGCAAGUCUGCCCUCAUAAACUCACUCAGAUAUGUUCUGAAUGGAAGAAAGUAUGAAAUCCAUGCCAAAUCAGGGGUGAUUUCAAGUGGGGGUGCUGUAACCAUGGAGAGGAGAGCCUACAAACUCACACCCACCAUCACGGUUGUGGAUAACAGAGGGUUUGGAAAGAUGAACGACUAUGAGAUGAGAAUGAUUUAUGCUCAGCUGGGUAACGUCAUGCCCCUUAAUGAGAAGGUGGAAUGGAAAGACAAUUAUGACAACUUUCUGUCCCAGUUAGAAGAUUCCGGGUUGGACCCAAAUUACACAGACUUUACAGUUCCAGUAUUCGUCUAUAAAGUGGAGGCCAUAUUGCCGGAGCAGGAGAUGUCACAAAUGAGAGAUUUUUUUAAAAACUGCAGAAAGGUGACAGGUGUUUUUCCAAUCGUUGUCCUCACCUACAAAACAAGGGGCAAUUAUAUUGAGAUUGUGAAGAUGUUUAAAAGUUUGGGGGCAGAGAUUGUUGUGGCAGUGGAGAACUACUCUGAAGAGGAUCAACUACAGACACUGGAGAGAAGUAGAGAUUUCCUUUGGUUCCUUAAGCGUGCAUUGAAUGAUAUCACAUUCCGGAUGGAGCAAAAAAAAGACCCAAAGGAAGAACGUAUAGAGAUAAAGAAGUUCCUCCUUAAAUAUGUCCAUGAUAUUGAUGUGGCUGAGAAGAUGAAGGAAGAAAAAAUGAAGCAGCAUGCAAGGAAAGGAGACAAGGAUGUGAUAGGAGCAAGGGAAAGGGAGAAAACAAAUGAUAUUAGGGAAGCAGAAGCAUUGAAUAGAGGGGAAGCAAACAAAAUAGAGGAGACUAGGAAGAGAGAAGAAGAUAGGAAGAGAGAAGAGGCUAGGAAGAGAGAAGAUAGGAAGAGAGAAGAGGCUAGGAAGAGAGAAGAGGCUAGGAAGAGAGAAGAGGCUAGGAAGAGAGAAGAUAGGAGGAGAGAAGAAGAUAGGAAGAGAGAAGAGGCUAGGAAGAGAGAAGAUAGGAGGAGAGAAGAGGCUAGGAAAAGAGAAUAUAGGAAGAGAGAAGAAAAUAGGAAGAGAGAGGAGGCUUUGAGAAGAGAAGAGGCUUUGAGAAGAGAGGAGGCUAUAAGAGAAAAAGCAUUUCCCAUAUCUAAGUAUUACGGCAAGAUCCUCCUGUUCCCCACAUUGACUGAUGUCGGAAUUGCCUCUCUUCAUGACAGCGCCUUUAUGAAGGCAGCCAUAAUCAGGCCCGGAUUUGCAGGAAGGCCAUAUAGGCUCAGGUGGCACAACAUUCGGACUGAAGAAAGAGAGCGUGGAGAAACAGGAAGUGAGCGGAAGUAG
Molecule: messenger RNA, 1573 nt
Organism: Xenopus tropicalis (tropical clawed frog)
Lineage: Eukaryota; Metazoa; Chordata; Amphibia; Anura; Pipidae
Product: stress response protein NST1-like
Exons: 5
Coding region: 134-1573 (479 amino acids)
Source: RefSeq, a predicted model, not a curated record